Molecule: messenger RNA, 1347 nt
Organism: Hevea brasiliensis (rubber tree)
Lineage: Eukaryota; Viridiplantae; Streptophyta; Magnoliopsida; Malpighiales; Euphorbiaceae
Product: ankyrin repeat-containing protein ITN1-like
Exons: 2
Coding region: 370-1347 (325 amino acids)
Source: RefSeq, a predicted model, not a curated record
GCACUGAAGAUGAUAGAACAUCACCCAGAGUUGGCCACUAUGAAUGAUCAUACUAGAGAGGAAGAGACAGCAUUGCAUGCGUUUGCUCGAAAGCCUUGUAUACCUUCAAUUCAAACUUCUACAGGGAUCUGGAGUAACUGCAAAAACUUCUGUUAGUAUUCUCUCUUUUACACUCAACUGCUAUGAUUCUAUCUAGUACUAUUCAUUUGAUACAUUAGUUGUUAUUCUAUCUAGUACCACUGAAUUUUGGUAGAUUUGUUUUUCUUAGUUGCAGGUUCGAACAAAAGUAAGCGCGAGUAAGGUCUUGAGCUAGUCCAAAAGCUUUGGGAGAAAGUAAUAUUACAGGAUGAGGAAAAAGUUUCUAAGUUUAUGAUUAUACCUUCUGGACGACUUAUAUUUAUUGCAGCUGAAAAUGGAAAAUUGGAGUUCCUAACUAUACUUAUACGUCAAUAUCCAGCUUUAGUAUUGAAGGUGGAUGAGAACAAACAUACCAUUUUUCAUAAAGCUAUUUUGCAUCGACAUGAGAAAACCUUCAAGCUGAUUUUUGAGUUGGGCAUGAUGAAGAGCUUGAUAAACAUACAUGAAGACGAGAACAAGAAUAACAGGUUGCACUUGGCUGGACAAUUGCCUUUACCAAGUCGACUAAAUGUUGUACCAGGAGCAGCUCUCCAACUACAACAAGAGCUACGAUGGUUUGAGGAAGUGAAGGUUGCUGUUAGACCAGGGCAAAUUGUAGCGAAAAAUAAACAAAAGCAGACUGCAAGAGAAGUGUUCAUGGAAAAGCACGAGAACUUAAGGAUAGCAGCGGAGAAAUGGAUGAUAAAAACAACAAAUUCAUGCAUGCUUGUGGCAACUCUAAUUGCCACUGUUACUUUUGCAGCAGCGUUUACAUUACCUGGAGGUAAUAGACAAGAUAAUGGACCAGAUAAUGGGUUUCCCGUUUUUGUUAAUAGGACCUUGUUUAAAAUUUUUGCCACAGCGGAUGCAGUAUCUUUAGCAUUCUCAUCCUCUUCGAUACUAUCCUUCUUGUCCAUUCAUACUUCUCCAUUCUCAAUGGAUGAUUUUCUCAAGUCAUUGCCAAACAAGUUAAUUCGAGGAUUCUUAUUCCUUUCCAUAGCAAUAAUAACAAUGAUGGGUGCCUUUGUUUUAGCCUUUUUCUUAAUUUUCAAACAUGGAUUGAUUCGAUUUGCUAUUUCUAUUGCUGCAUUCGCUUUUAUCCCAAUCCUUUUAUUCGUUGGGCAGCUCCAUCUUGUUUUUGAGAUGAUCUAUUCCACCUACAAGUGCUCCUUCCUUUUCUGUUGCAAUAAAAAAACUCUCUUUCCUACCAAAUCAAAUUUCCCAUACUAG